Messenger RNA from Fomitopsis serialis, 1029 nucleotides. Its product is annotated as GroES-like protein. The transcript is spliced from 6 exons. The record is from RefSeq and is a predicted model, not a curated record. Bases 1 to 1029 code for a protein of 342 amino acids. Lineage: Eukaryota; Fungi; Basidiomycota; Agaricomycetes; Polyporales; Fomitopsidaceae.
AUGGCCCCUGCCCACCCAAAGACGUACAAGGCAUAUGCUUUCCUCGAGAAGGGCGGGCCCCUGAAGCCCAUCGUCGUCGACUGGAAGGACCCGGCACCCGGAGAGGUUGUUGUGAAGGUCCUCGCAUGUGGAGUCUGUGCCAGUGACGAGAUGGUCAAAGGGCAAUUCUUCCCGACCCAAGCCUACCCCCGCGUGCCGGGUCACGAGAUCGUCGGGGACGUCGUCGCGGUGGCUGACGGCGAGAAGUCCUGGAAGACCGGCGACCGCGUCGGCGCAGGCUGGCAUGGCGGCCACUGCAAUUCCUGCCGACGCUGUCGCAUCGGCGACUUCGUGACAUGUCCCGUCGGUGCUGCCUGCCCAACAGGCAUUGGCAGGGACGGAGGGUACGCGGAAUACGCCACGCUCAGGUCCGAGUCGCUUGCUAGCAUCCCUACGGACCUGGACCCCGCCGAGAUCGCACCACAGCUGUGCGCUGGUGUGACGACGUUUAACGCUCUCCGACACAUGCAGAGUACACCGCCGGACAUCGUGGCCGUUCAAGGCAUCGGCGGCCUCGGCCACCUCGCCAUCCAAUUCGCGCGCAAGAUGGGGUUCCGCACCAUCGCGCUCUCCACGGGCACGAGCAAGAAGGAGCUAGCCCUCUCCCUCGGCGCGCACGACUUCAUCGCGGGCACCGCCUCAGAGCAGGCGGCCGCGCUCCAGAAGCUCGGCGGCGCGCGCCUCAUCAUGUGCACCGCGCCCGACACGCAGGCCAUGAGCGAGCUCAUUAACGGCCUCGACUACGACGGCGAGCUCCUCGUGGUGGCGGUUGCUGCGUCUGCUAUUGCAGUGCCUGUCCCGCCCCUGUUGACCAAGCGCGUGGUGAUCCGUGGAUGGCCAUACGGCACUGGCUCGGAUUGCGAAGACACGGUGCACUUCGCUCGGGCCCACGACGUGAAGGUCAUGGUUGAGAAGUUCCCUCUCGACCAGGCACAGGAAGCGUUCGACCAUCGCGCCACUGCCCGGUUCCGCGCUGUCAUCGUCCCAUGA